UCUACUUUCUGUGGAGUGGUACUAAAAUAGACAAGCUUAAAAGUCCCGUGACCCCGCGUGUGUCGCGUAAAGUUAAGUUUCAUCUACGUUAGUCUUCCCAUGACGCGCCCGAUAACAAACAAUCUAGUCCAACACACCCCAUUGUUACCCACGUUUCUCCGGCUUCCCCAACUUCGACAGGGAGUUUGAUUAAGCAAAACUAACAAGCCAUGCGUGUGGCAUAGUUCUAUAUUUCUACUAAUUUUUAAACUCGAAAGCAACGCUUAAACAACAACUCCGAAAUCUAGUGCAGACCCAAACUCCGCCACCAACCGUCCAUAAUGGCCCGUCGAACCUCAUCGCGAGCAGCUAGCCAUGAUCAAUAUUCAUCGCCACCCAAGCCCGACGCUUCCAGGCGCACUGUUCGAAGCCCACAGAAACGCUCAACGCGCGCAACCCGCAGCCAGAGUCGAGAUCUUGAUGAGCCUUAUGCGCAGGACCUGAGACAAGGCGGGGGCAGCGUGGACAGUGUAGGCAGCGACGCUAGCAGGGCGAACAAUAGUCGCGGAAAGAAGGUGCGCGGUAAUGCGCCAAUACAACCAGAUUUAUCAAUGGUGGCCGAGGAUGAAGAAAUGCAAGGAUCGCUCGAAAAUGAAGAAGAGGCUCAGGAAUUUCCCAGCGUUCAGCAACCUCCAGAGCCUAUGCCGGGCCUUUCCGAAAUAUCACAGCCAGCGCCUUCGGCUAAGAAAUCCCUUCUCCCUGCCGCUCAGAUCCGUAGUACCUCGCGAGGAAGCAGUCUCUACUGGGGACCGACCAGCGUCAGCUAUCUCUUCUCCAAAAAUCCCCAGGCAAGUGCGGUGCCUCCUUCAAACCAGCAACAACUACAGCAGCAAGUCGCCGCUGGUCCCUCAGCACCCAAGACACCGCAGAAUAGUGCGACGCGCCAUUUACCCUCGACCGCCCCGGCGAAAACAUCACAAGAAGAGCACCCAGAAGCGGAUGACAACAGGCACAUACAUUUCUCGAAUGAGGAUUUUGCAAACAUGAUGACAGAAUAUGACGCGGAGAAGAACAAAGAAAACAGGCCUCUCACUACCGAGGCCAUCCCUCAAACGUCAGCAACAACACUUCCUGCAAACCCUCAACGCAAGUCCUUCAUUGAGCGCCAACCCAGCGCCCAUAGAGUAUCCCAAAUCAGUGACUCCGACGCUGAUUCUCAGCCGGAUCCCACGGCCAAGCAACACGCCAAGCGCACACGAGAGGAACCCGAAGAAGUUUCUGAACACGAGGUAGAAGCGGCUAUGGGUGAGGACGAAAUCCCGGAAGAUGAUGGCUUCGAGCAGGACCGCGCCCGGCUACUUAGUCGCUUCCGGGACCCCCCUCCUGAGGUCAUACAGGUCACAGGAGGUUCGCGCAAACGCGCAAGGAUUCCCAGCCGCGUCGUUUCGCACGGUCCCGUAGGAGAAGUACAGUCCAGACAACCGCGCAUCGAGCCUACAGCGUCCAGAUUGCAGCAGCAGCCCAGUUCCAGCCGAGUGCAAGGUAGCAAUGUCGUUUCUCCUAUCGAAGAGAAAUUGAACGAGAGAAUUAAGGCGUACCAUCAAGCGCAGCACCAAGCAACGCAGUAUGAUGCAGCGCGAGAAAUGGCGGCGCAACAGGCGCAGGCGCGUCAGCUGAAUAUUGGUGCCCACAGGCCGACCCAAAGGCGGAUGAAGUGGACACAAGACGAAGAGGCCGGGUUCAUAAACCUGAUAGGACGGUAUGGGGUUGGCUGGGCAGCACUGCAUGCGAGAGGUCACGCAGAGGGGAUAUUCGACGAAUGUCGGAACCAGGGAUCACUGAAGGACAAGGCUAGGAAUAUGAAAGUUGACUUCCUGAUUUCGGGGGGACCUCUCCCUGCGAAUUUUGACCUCAUUGCGAUAGGGCAGAAGGAGAGAGAUAAGGUGCUUAGCAGGGGCAAGAACCCCUAUCGCAAGGAAGGCGAGCUCGUGGGUCAAGAAGCUAUCGAUAUGGAUGGGCAACCUAGAGGUGUCUUUGACUGAUCUCCUGUCUCUGUUUGUAGGGGCCGUAUGACUGCAAAUGGAUGAGGUGGGUCGGGGUAGGGAGUUGGUCGUGUUUCUGUCUUUUCAAUAUACCCAAGAGGAUCACAAUGGAUGAGUUUUUUCCGUCGUUCACAAGUGGGCUCACAAACCCGUUUUAUUUAUAUAUGAUAACUUUCCUUCGCGCCUUUACGGUUGUUUUGGAUGAUGGUAAUGUUACGAUAUGAGGGGAGAGCUGUGUUGAUUCGGGGAAAUAAUAGGUGUUUUGAUAUCAUAAUUACAAUCAACAUGGGGAGCUGGAGUCUUCCUUAGAUUUUCCUCUUCGUAAUAAGACUGG
Messenger RNA from Pseudogymnoascus destructans, 2355 nucleotides. RefSeq lists its product as uncharacterized. Bases 321 to 2021 code for a protein of 566 amino acids. The record is from RefSeq and is a predicted model, not a curated record. Gene Ontology annotation, molecular function: double-stranded telomeric DNA binding. NCBI's taxonomy places the organism in Eukaryota, Fungi, Ascomycota, Leotiomycetes, Thelebolales, Thelebolaceae. Gene Ontology annotation, biological process: telomere maintenance via telomere lengthening. The transcript has 4 exons.